Messenger RNA from Caenorhabditis bovis, 2577 nucleotides. The record is from the annotation of a GenBank genome assembly. Lineage: Eukaryota; Metazoa; Nematoda; Chromadorea; Rhabditida; Rhabditidae.
AUGCCUAGAAAACGGCGGUCGGAAGAUAUCGAUGGGCUCGUGAUGGCAACUUCACCAAUCAAGAUCAAGGUGGAGCAAUUCAUUGAAGAAACAGCGAAUCCCGAAAACGAUUCCACUGUGAAUAUGUUCGCCGAGGAUACAUCGAUGCUAGGUUUUCGAUAUCUCCAUUCAAGAUAUAAAACAUGGUUCAGGGUUCUUUGGGCUUGCGUGCUUAUUUUCUUCAUAGGUCUCACUGUUUAUCAAGUUGCCGAACGUAUCACAUAUUAUUUCAUUUAUAAUCCGCUGACGACUCGCCGGAGUUAUGAGACAUUGCCGAAUAUGUAUUUUCCAACCAUCGGCGUCUGCAAUAAAAUGCAAAUGAAAGCUAGUAGGGUGGCUUCUCAGAAUCCGAACCUUCUUCGAGCAAUGUGCAAUGUUCUGAAUGAGAGGAAUAAGACUAGCGAGAGUUACGACAUAAUGGACAAGUUUGAGGAUUUGGAUAUGCUUGAGAUUCAUCGCAAUUCGUUUCAAUCCGCCGACGAUCUUUUUGUCAGUUGCGAGUUUGGCAAAAGCGGAUCGUGUCAGGAGGAGGUCCGUCCCUUAUACACCCCGAACGGUCUCUGCUUUUCGGUAUCUCCAAAUAAGACGAUUCUUCGCCCGGGUCCCGAAACGACUCUAUCGCUUGUCUUGAAUCUUGAAGUCCACGAUAUAAUUCCAGGAACCGUCGUCGAGCCGGGCGUAAUUCUAUCCAUUUUCGACGGCCACGGCUCACUGUCGCAUUAUUCGGAGGGCAUCCAUUUGGAGGCGGGCAAAGUUGUGACGAUACCGGUGAACGAGGUGCGCAAAUUGCAGCGCUAUCGGAGCACGUGCGGCACGAAAACCAUGGAGUCGUUCACCGAGAAGGAGUACUCGAAAGCUGCUUGCGAAUGGACGAUGAACAUCAAACAGAUUGAGCGCGAUUGCGGUUGUGUGCCGGUUCAGAGUCCGAUUUAUCGGGGCAUCCUAUCGAAGUCGGACGAGAUUCUCAAUUACACGAGCGGAAUUGAUGAUUUGAAGAAGGGAACGAAGCGUGCGCCGUUGUGCACACUUCGUCAAGAGUUUGAGUGUGUUCAGGAGAGAUUGAACCUUCGACCUGCGAUUGACAAUGAAAUGUGCCCCGAUGAUUGCGAGGACAUCUCAUUCUCAUCGAUCGUGUUUGGCGGAAGACUGUCACCUUCUGACAUCGUUUCUCUUCUUCCUAGCGACUGGGAGGACACUAAAGAGAAACGAGUGGCUGAAUAUAAUAAAGCAUUGCAAGUGAUUCCGAACCAAAUGAUUCCAGUGGUCCGAAAUGUUCAGCAGCUUUCUGAUGAGCUUCAAACGUUUGUCGAUGAAGCUUUACAGGUGUUUGAUUCGAGCAAUGCGAAUGAGGUCCGAUGUUUAUCCCAUGAUGGAAGGCCAUUUGAAAGCUUCAUCAAUCAGUUUUAUGCUCAUGAGCCGCUCUGGGAGCGCAUUACAACAUAUAUUCGGCAUUCUCUUGCACGCGAGCUUAACACCACUGCAAUGUGCAUCGGUCUAGCGCUCGACGUCAAAGGUCAAAUCAUCGAUCAAGAGGUGCCAACGGUGAACAUGUCGCAAGCAUCGCUGGCGUUGUUGCAAUUGGAGCAGAUCAAAAAUUAUUUGGGAAAAUCGAACUUCAAUUUCGGGAUGUCGAUAAUGCAUGAAUCAACGAGGAAUAUUGUUUUGGAACUUGCAAAACCAUUGAUUCUUGAAAUCAAGGAUUGCGUUGCAAAAAUGUACGAGAAUCAGGAAAGAGUUGAAGAAAUUGCCGAGGAUUGUCGAUUGAUUUUCAAAAAUCGAUACCUUCCAUUAAUGGAAGCUUCUAACGUCUACACAAAACUUAGUCCAUCUUCAACGGCUUUCAAGUCGUUCACGGAAAUGAUCAAGAAGGUGACCAAGAGAUUGCAUAAUAUCAAAAAUAGAGUUCAUAUGAGCUCAUGGACCAAUUUCAAUAUCGAUUUGAAGGAAUUUGAGUCGGUUUAUCGCGAAAACUCGAAAGAUCAUAUCGAAAUCGAGGAAAUCCUCAAACUUCGAAAAACGAUGGUGUCGGACAUAGCAGAAGUCGCCACGGAGCUCUCCAAUAUUUUCGCGUCGGUGACCGUUUCUCGCGCCAAAUUUGGAAGUUUGACGGGCAAUCCGAUUGAUGAGAAGUGGUCGAUGAAAUUUAUGAACUCGUCGGAAUGCUUGAAGGCGAUGGCCAAAAAAGCGCCAGGUCUUAAAGUGGGUGAUUCAAACAAUCAAGAGUUCAGACAGAAAUCGCGAUUCAUACGUGGAGAAUGGCUAUCUCGCCUACGGAAUCAAGUCCUUCUAGCGCAAUCCUAUUCAGCAACUCCGCAAUAUGACGUAGUGAAUCUUCUUCACAUCAAAUUUUAUUUCGCCCACUUCAAACAAGAAACAAUCAUUCAAGAGAGAUCCUACAACAUGUUUUUGCUUUUGGCCGAGAUCGGAGGUACGAUUGGGUUGUACGUCGGCGCCACAUUGCUAACCGUCGCCGAGACGCUUGUUUUCAUUUUCGAGCGAAAAGCGAGAAAUCUGUUUUUGAAGCCGCAAUGUUUAUAG